This is a messenger RNA of Olea europaea var. sylvestris, 586 nucleotides long. RefSeq lists its product as uncharacterized. The transcript has 2 exons. The record is from RefSeq and is a predicted model, not a curated record. NCBI's taxonomy places the organism in Eukaryota, Viridiplantae, Streptophyta, Magnoliopsida, Lamiales, Oleaceae. The coding region runs from base 215 to 571 and encodes 118 amino acids.
UAUAUAGCCUUCAGGUGACUUCACAGAGAAGCUUUUCUCUAGUUGCCCAGUUCUAGAGGACUUAACUAUUGAGGGAUCUGCAGAUGAAAAUAUAUUCACUAUUUCCUGUCCACUUUUGAAGAGAUUGACAGUACGGCUAGAAGCGGAUUGUGGGAUAUUGGUAUGGAAAUUGGUAAUUAAUCCCCCAAAUCUCAGAGACUUAUUUCUUAUUAAUAUGUUCACAACGGAAUACAUUGUGGAGAAUCUGGGAUCAGUAGUUACAGCAGAAUUGAGAAUGGGAUGUUGCGCUACUGCUGAAUUAUUUCAUAGUCGUGCAGUUAGAUUUCUCUGGGAGCUUGGCAUCGUGAAAUCCUCAUCGAUGGAUGAAUUUUUCAUAGCUGUACCUAGAUCUGCCCGGUGCCUUCAUCUGCCUACUUUCAGUAACCUCACCAGUCUAGAGCUGUGCGUAAAUUACUACACUGAUCAGGGAAUGAUAGCUUAUCUUCUUAAUAUCUGUCCAAACCUAAAAUGUCUACUAAUUCGUGAGGUAGAGGGUUACAAUGAACAGUAUUUGGUAGUUUCUGCUGCUUGAAAUUUUUUUAUAGUU